AUGGGGGGAUGGGGCUUUGCUGCGAGCUGUGGUGGUGGGCAGCGGUGCGAGGCACCCCUCGGCACCCCUCGGCGCCCCUCGGCGCCCCUCGGUGCCCGCGCAAGGGGCCGGACUCCCGUCACGGCCAUGGCGGCGGGAUGGACGGUGCUGCCGGAGUCCCCCGGGAAUGGCGCAGCCCCAGGAGGGCUUUGCUGGGCACAGUACAACCCCAACACUCGCCCCGGGAGGACGUCCAUUGUGCACCUCUUUGAAUGGCGCUGGGCCGAUAUUGCUCUUGAGUGUGAACGCUAUUUAGCUCCUAAUGGAUUUGGAGGAGUUCAGGUUUCACCUCCAAAUGAAAAUAUUGUCAUUACUAACCCGGACAGACCCUGGUGGGAAAGAUAUCAGCCCGUCAGCUACAAGCUCUGCACUCGAUCAGGAAACGAAAAUGAAUUCAGAGACAUGGUGACCAGGUGCAACAACGUCGGAGUUCGUAUUUAUGUGGAUGCUGUUGUCAAUCACAUGUGUGGGGCUGCGGGUGGCUCAGGCACCCAUUCCACCUGCGGAAGCUAUUUUAACGCUGGGAACAGAGAUUUUCCAGCUGUGCCAUACUCUGGCUGGGAUUUCAAUGACGGCAAGUGUCGAACUGGAAGCGGAGACAUUGAAAAUUAUGGUGAUAUGUAUCAGGUCCGGGACUGCCGCUUGGUUAGCCUUCUUGACCUGGCCCUGGAGAAGGACUAUGUACGCUCAAAAGUUGCUGAGUACAUGAACCACCUCAUUGACAUUGGCGUAGCAGGCUUCCGGAUUGAUGCCGCCAAGCAUAUGUGGCCUGGGGACAUAAGAGCAUUCCUGGACAAGCUGAACGACCUAAAUACUAACUGGUUUGCUGCAGGAACUAAACCUUUCAUUUACCAGGAGGUAAUCGACUUGGGCGGAGAGCCGAUCAAAGGCAGUGACUACUUUGGAAACGGCCGAGUGACAGAAUUCAAAUACGGUGCAAAGCUGGGGACAGUGAUCCGCAAGUGGAACGGAGAAAAGAUGGCCUACUUAAGGAACUGGGGAGAAGGCUGGGGCUUUGUGCCUUCCGACAGAGCCCUGGUCUUUGUGGAUAAUCACGACAACCAGCGCGGGCACGGGGCCGGAGGAGCUUCCAUUCUGACCUUCUGGGACCCCAGGCCUUAUAAAAUGGCAGUUGGCUUCAUGCUUGCUCAUCCGUAUGGGUUCGCACGUGUGAUGUCGAGUUUUCGCUGGCCAAGAUAUUUUGUGAAUGGACGGGACGUCAAUGACUGGAUGGGCCCGCCAAGUAACUCGGAUGGCUCAACGAAGCCCGUUACGCUCAAUGCAGACACCACGUGUGGCAACAACUGGGUCUGUGAACACCGCUGGCGUCAAAUAAAGAACAUGGUUAUCUUCCGUAACGUGGUGGACGGUCAGCCGUUCUCCAACUGGUGGGACAACGGCAGCAAUCAAGUGGCUUUUGGCCGUGGGAAUAAAGGCUUCAUCGUUUUCAAUAAUGAUGACUGGAAUAUGAAUAUCAGCUUGCAAACUGGACUGCCUGCUGGUACCUACUGUGAUGUUAUUUCUGGACAAAAGGAGGGCAACAAGUGUUCUGGAAAACAGGUGUAUGUGUCUGGUGAUGGAAUGGCUAAUUUCCAGAUUAGUAACACUGCUGAAGAUCCGUUCGUUGCAAUUCACGUUGACGCCAAGUUAUAACGCAGGAAAGACGUCCUUCUCCAGUUGGUCUGUACAUUUACUGUUUCCCCCAGAUGUGAUUCCCUGGUGUUCGAGCAUGAGUGAUUCUCUGUAUCUAGCAAAUAAUAAAUG
Messenger RNA from Phalacrocorax carbo (great cormorant), 1803 nucleotides. The record is from RefSeq and is a predicted model, not a curated record. NCBI's taxonomy places the organism in Eukaryota, Metazoa, Chordata, Aves, Suliformes, Phalacrocoracidae.